This is a messenger RNA of Trichomycterus rosablanca, 1137 nucleotides long. It is a transcript of the gene sult2st3, whose product is annotated as sulfotransferase family 2, cytosolic sulfotransferase 3. The record is from RefSeq and is a predicted model, not a curated record. The transcript has 6 exons. Lineage: Eukaryota; Metazoa; Chordata; Actinopteri; Siluriformes; Trichomycteridae. Gene Ontology annotation, molecular function: sulfotransferase activity. Gene Ontology annotation, cellular component: cytoplasm. Gene Ontology annotation, biological process: sulfation. The coding region runs from base 2 to 877 and encodes 291 amino acids.
GAUGGACAACAACGACCUGUAUCUGACUUAUCAUGGUCUUCUGCUCCCCAAGAUUUCUCAUUCUGUGGAGAGUAUCAGUUAUUUUGAGAAGUUCGAAUUUAAGGACGACGACGUGAUUGCAGUUACCUACCCAAAGUCAGGUACAACAUGGAUACAAGAAAUUCUCCCUCCAAUCCUGAAUGGAGGAGACCUUACUCCAGUGCUGACCAUCCCAAACUGGGACAGGGUACCAUGGCUAGAGGAGACACGAGCUGCCCUAAACAUGGACAAGCUGAGCUCUCCUCGAGCAUUUGUCUCCCAUAUGCCGUAUCAUCUGAUGCCUCGCUCCUUCUUCUCCUCUAAAGCUAAGGUCAUUUAUAUUGCAAGAAACCCAAAGGAUGUUAUGGUUUCCUCUUAUCAUUUCCACCAAAUGGCCAGUUUUCUGCAUGACCCAGGAACUUUUGAAAAUUUUGUCGACAGUUUUCUAGCAGGACAGGUGAUGUUUGGAAAGUGGACUGACCAUGUGAAGAGCUGGAGAAACUCUAAUUUAGGAGAUGGAAUCCUCUAUGUCACAUAUGAGGAGCUGAUUGAGGACCUGCAUGGAGUUGUGGAACGUAUUGCAGGUUUUCUUGGUCGACAGUUGAGUGAAGAAAGUCUGAAACGUGUAACUGAACAUGCCGAGUUUAAAAACAUGAAGGACAACACAAUGUCCAACUAUUCACUGGUGCCAGUGGAAGUAAUGGACAAAAACAAAACACAUUUCCUCAGAAAAGGGAUUGCUGGAGACUGGAAAAAUCACUUCAGUGCCGAAUUGGAGGUCAAAUGUAAUGCAUCAAUUUCUGAAGAAUUGCAGGGAAUUGACGUUAAAUUUCCAUGGGAUAAAAAACUAAACAAAUGAAAAAAUCUUUAUAGUGCUUGAGCAUUUGUGAUAUUUUAAAGGAUAAAUGGUUUUAAGGCAAACUGUGAAAAACAGAAUUUACAUGUUAUGAAUGAAGGAUGAUUUAAGGUUUCGGUUGGCGCCUUUGUCUCUUAUUGUCUGUUAUAUGCUAUUCACAACUUUUUCCACAUCAUGGUUACAAAUUAGUGUAAUGUUACAUAACCCCAGCUAAAACAUGCACUCACCAACAGUUGCAAGAAAAGGCUGUAAAUUAUUUCAAA